AUGACACGGCAUGUGCCCAAUCAAUUGGGCUAUCCCAGCGAGAGCUCAAUGGAGCCGUAUAGGCAUCCGUCUAGGGGUCCUCCAGCCCCUACAGUUCAUGAGCGGGCCUAUUUAGUUUCUCGCCCAAACCCUCGAAUAGAUCCACAUAUACGACCACCACCACGAGCAAACUCUGCUCCACAUGUUACCAGUAAUGCCGCCAGUAGUCCUCGGCGGCGUAUUCCAGUAGCUUGUGGGCGAUGUCGAAAACGGAAGAUUCGAUGCAGUGGAGAUCCUGGAGACAAUAGCGGGUGCCUAAACUGCAAGCAAGCUCAAGUUGAACAGGGGAAAUGCACGUUUUUAAGAGUGUCUUCGGCCCCAGUCGACCUCCACCAUCACCCUUACUCCACUUCCUCGUCUGCCUCAUCAUCAGCUUCUUCCCUGGCCAUGGCCAGUGUACAGCAUCAUAAUGCAACACCGUCUCAGAUAUAUAACAUGAGUGCUCAUGCUCUUAGGGCCGGACAUAGUGGCCCCAGUCACCAUAUGCAUAAUAGUGCAAUGCCUCUUAGGUCUUUGUGUCACCAAGAUCCGUUGGGUGGAAACGGUAGCGGCGGGGAUAACACCAGUGGAUUGCUCCUUUCAGGGAGAUAUGAGAAUCUUGGAGGGGAUAUGACUGGGGGUUCAAUCCACGGAUCCAAUAGUAAUGUGAUGACUGUUAGCAACGGGGAUAUGUAUAAUGGGACAUAUGCCCCUUACCUUCAUCCUGAUAUUACGAGUAACAUCCACGGCCAACAAUGGGCCACCAUGUCUGGAGGACGGAGCUCGAGUCUCUAUUUAGAUCAAGAUCAGUCUUCCAUGAACUACAUUUCACCUAACCAAUCCAUGGGAAAUUUCGGUGUAGUAUUUCCAGCCCUCAGUUCCCUUUCUUCUUCUCUUCCCGAUGGGGCAUCUCCAAGGACUUCCGGGAGUGAAAAGGUCCAGCUUCCACUGCCGAUUCGAACACAGGCUUCAGAAGUAAUGGCCAAUAAUGCGGGAAACCUACGGCCUCCAUCUACAGGGAACACUCUGGUAAACGAUUCGACAUCCUCCAACUAUGAACGCCAGUCACUUCAGGCAUCAUAUAGAGUAUUCCCUAGUAGUUGGACUGGGGAUACUUCCUUCUCGGCGGCUUCUCAGUCAGCUGGUAUGGCUGGAAAUCCUCCUACCGCCACAGGAAUGCCCUCGCAGCCAACGCCCGCUUUACCUGUACCGUGUCAGAUAAGCACGUAUGGCGCCCACAACCCCCCAACAUUCCCCCUAUCGUCAUCAAAUAGUUCUUUGCUUCCGUCGUUGUCCCAACACAACCCGCUCAUCUCGAGCUCUUCGGUAGAUUCAUUUCCUCAGGCUUUAGCACACCAGCAAAACCGGAAGAAUCGUAGCAAUUCCGAGUCGAGCAAUAGUUCGAAAAGCAUAACGCCAGCAGUAGCAAUCCGAACAAAUUCUACGCCAAGCUAUACGCGAUCGAGCGUAGAGGAGUUGCUGUUCAAAGACACGAAUUCUCACGGAGGACAAUCGGUUACGAGAUGCAGAUUCGCCUAA
Messenger RNA from Morchella sextelata, 1557 nucleotides. RefSeq lists its product as uncharacterized. Lineage: Eukaryota; Fungi; Ascomycota; Pezizomycetes; Pezizales; Morchellaceae. The coding region runs from base 1 to 1557 and encodes 518 amino acids. The transcript has 5 exons. Gene Ontology annotation, biological process: regulation of DNA-templated transcription. The record is from RefSeq and is a predicted model, not a curated record. Gene Ontology annotation, molecular function: DNA-binding transcription factor activity, RNA polymerase II-specific; zinc ion binding.